This is a messenger RNA of Ochotona curzoniae (black-lipped pika), 3698 nucleotides long. It is a transcript of the gene CFAP97, whose product is annotated as cilia and flagella associated protein 97. The coding region runs from base 203 to 1789 and encodes 528 amino acids. The record is from RefSeq and is a predicted model, not a curated record. NCBI's taxonomy places the organism in Eukaryota, Metazoa, Chordata, Mammalia, Lagomorpha, Ochotonidae. The transcript is spliced from 6 exons. Gene Ontology annotation, biological process: spermatogenesis.
GAGCGCGCGCGGGCACGGGCGCGAGCCUCGGAAGGCCAGGGGCGUCUCGCGAGGGGCGGGAGUGGACAGGGCUGCCAGAGCCUGAGGGGGUCGUGAGGUGAACCCCGAGUUCCAGGAAGACAGGUGUCUGCUUUGGUCCAAGAGUUUCGGGGACGCAUCCAGCAUCUCCUUGAGGACCGCAGAAACAUAUAUUUUUGAUAUCAUGGAUCGGUUCGGAGAUAUAUCAGAAGGUGAAGUGGACCAUUCUUUCUUUGACAGUGACUUCGAAGAAACAAAGAAAUGUGAAAGUAAUUCAGCUUUUGACAAGCAAAAUGAUGAUUCUAAAGAGAGAAUAGGUAAAGGUACAGAAAAUGUAAACGUGGGGUUGGGAAUACAAAUAAAUGAAGAUUAUCUCACCGAUAAAGGAAAUGAAAGGAAAACAAAAAUUGCCCUAGAGGAAAGCCCAGUAGAAAGUGAUACACAAAUUGGAAGUUCUUUAUCGACCACUUCUUCAAAAUCAGAAACAUCGUGUGAUAAUAUAAUAGAACAUAAAAUACACUUGCCCAUGCCUCGUAGAAUCCUCAAAACUGCCAAAGAUGGUGAGGAUGAUUAUUUCACAGACGGAGAGGAGAGCAGUGAUGACGGGAGAAAGCGUCCCGUGAGGUCCAGGUCAGCCAGGCCAUCAAAUAGCUUGAAAAAAAGCAUAAGUAGAAAGUUUUCCAAAGUUAGUUCUUCCUCCUCCUCCUCUUUGUCCUCUUCAUCUUCAAGUUCAGGUACAGAUUGUUCAGAUGCAGGGUCUGAUAUCUCUAAACCUGAUUCCUCUCCAUCAUCAAAGAAACAGGUACCUAGUGUAACCCUCUUAUCGCCAAAGCAGAUGUAUAAAUCAGAGUUAAAAUCAGCAGGAAAACAACCUUCAACUACUAAGCCUAAAGUCGGAGACUACACUGAGGAAUCUGAAGAUACUGUCACGGACGUAACUCCUUUAUCAACACCAGACAUCAGCCCUGCUCAGUCUUUUGAACUGGGCUCAUCAAAUGACCAAAAAGUGAAAGUUAAAAGGCAAGAAAAUGUGAAGCAUGAAAUAUAUGAAGAUGUUGAGGAUUUAAAAAACCAUUCAAGGUGUUUGAAAACUGUGAAAAAAGGAAAAGAAAGGCUUGAGCCUGGUCUGGCCUCGAAGUCUUCAGUGUUAGAUUCCAGUUCAGACCAUAGGUACAAACAGAAAGUCUUACAUGACACCAUGGACCUGAAUCACCUACUAAAAGCUUUUCUACAGUUGGAUAAAAAGGGACCGCAAAAACAUCACUUUGAGCAGCCUGCAGUAGUACCUAGGAAGAACUACUCUUUCUCAAGAGAAGAAGUGAGACAGAUCGAUCAGGAAAAUCAGAGGCUUUUGAAAGAACUGUCAAGACAGGCUGAAAAACCAGGAAACAAAAGUGCAAUUCCCAGAAGAGCAGCAGGCCAUCCCCCAAAGCUGUAUCAUAGUGCUCUCAACAGGCAGAGGGAACAGCAGAGGAUUGAGAGAGAGAAUUUGGCUUUACUGAAAAGGCUUGAAGCUGUGAAGCCAACCGUUGGCAUGAAACGCUCAGAACAGCUGAUGGAUUACCACCGCAACAUGGGUUAUCUCAACCCAGCUCCAGCCUCCAGACGUGUGAGGUCUAUGCUCGGACAGUACAGCCCAUUAAGAGGAGCUUCCAGGACCUCCAGUGCAACCAGCGCUCUCAGCUCUAAGACUGAGCGAUCGGCAUUUGACAAGCCCAAUGGCCUGUUGUUGAGGCCUAAACCCCCUAAUGUCCGUACAGCUUGGUUAUAAACCUUCUCUUCACUUUAAAUGUUGUUCAUACAAGUUUUAUUGAAGUGCCCUUGUGUAUUACUGUAAUUCUCUGUAUAAACAUCUAUAAUGCUGCUUUAAGCAAUUUAAAAUUUGCAGUAAAUUGUAACAUGUUGUUCAGUGCAGAAUUGUCUAAAGGACAAUUUAAUGUGAAAUAAGCAUUUUUCAAAUGAGGAUGUAUUUAUAUGAAAUGUAUAUAUAUUUAAUGGAGAAGUGCUAGUGUGCAUGAGUAUUUUCUCAGGACAGAAGUUAUUUCAGUUGUCUAGGUGACAAAAUGGUGGCCAUUAAUGUCGUUGCAUGCAUGUUCAUUCUGUGGUUCUCAUUUUAAACCUUUUUUAUUUCUUGUAAGCUUUAACCGUGAGCUCAGAUCCUAAAUUUGGCUGAAUUUGUUUUUGCUUUGCUUCAGAACUAAUGUAGCAUGACUUGUAACUUGAUGGUAGGAGAGUCAUACUUUAUUAUUAUGAAGCAGUUCUUGAAAUGUGUUCCUUGAUGAAGCUGGUUUCGGUUUGAUAGCAGGUAGAGCGAAGCUUGUGUGUGGCAGCCCUUGGGGUGUGCCAGUGGUAUCUAAUACUCCUGUACAAGUACACUGAGUUAGAUCUUAAGAAAUUGGAUUCACCAUUCCAAACUAAUUGAGACAGAAUAGAAAAUUCAACCCGGAAGCCCCUCUCUCCUGUUUCUCUGCAUUUAGGUGCAAUGCUGUGAUUGUGUGCCGUGCAGUUUGCCUGCAGACCAGAGCAGUUUCCUCCGCAGCAGACAGUCCGUGGUGAAUCAGUACGGCAGCUCGAGCAGUCUGUGAAGAGCCAGCAAGCAGAUCCCGAGGAGUGCCAGAGCAGUGUUUGAAUUAGUAUCAGUUAGCUUAUUGUGCUGUGGUUUAGUAUUGUAAUAAGAAAGAAGAUUCAGAACAAAAAGGAAAUGCUUUAGAAAUUCCAGCCAGUGUUUGUAAGGGCUGGGGAAAAAAAUCUAAAAUAUAAAUAAUAAGGGAAAUCACACAGGUAUUGGGAUUAUCACUUUAAUUUUCUUAUUCGUGUUACUUUGGUUUAUUUGUUUGAAUCCUAAAGUCCUUUUUAAAGGGCCAAAAAUCUUGAUGGAAAUGGUAAUGACAAAUACAGUAUAACUAUAUUUUUCUAUCAGUUUGUAGUCUCUUACUUCAUAUAGCAAAGUGUAAUAUUUCAUAGUUAUCAGUUUUUCAUUACUGAUCUUUUCAGUAUAAAGUUCUUAGAAUGUGCUGGGAAGUGUUCAUAUUAAAUAACAAAUCUUUUUUUCGUAUGAAUUUCUGUCUAUAGCCACACUAAAGAGAUUUGUUCUUUUUUUGUGCCCAAGUUCUGUAGCAUAUAUGUUGAGCUUUUCUUAACACCCUUAGCAGUAAACUAAAUUGCAUUUUACUAAACAACAAUUCAGAUUUCAUAGGUUUUGCUCAUUGUAAAGUAUGGGAACAGUGGAGUUAUGAAUUAUCAUUUGAACACAACCUGCCUGUGAGUUUUUGCUGCUUUCACACUGAUCAGUUAACAUUCAUCCGAAGAUAUUUGAAGCUUUGUUCCCAGUGGACUUUUAUACCUGUUUUUUAUAUAAGCUUUAUCUAUACUAAACCAAAGUUUUCUUUUGUUUGCUUUUUAAGUUAUUACACUUUUAAUAUUUAUGUAACAACACAUCUUUGAGAUAAUCUAAUGAAUUUAGAACUCAACAUAUGGACAUUUAGCCAACAGUGAGUACGUUUUUUAAGAUUUAUAUUUUUCAAAAUUUUUUUAUAUUUUUCAAAAUUCCACCAAAAUAUGUAUAUAAAAGUUUUCAUGUUCAUAAUGGAAUUAAUUUCUGAGGACAUAUUAUAUGGUCUUUGUCAUCACAUCUGUGAUAUAAUACACAUACCUUCAUAAAUAAAGCUGUGCUUUGAGUU